This is a messenger RNA of Mytilus californianus (California mussel), 1092 nucleotides long. RefSeq lists its product as uncharacterized. Lineage: Eukaryota; Metazoa; Mollusca; Bivalvia; Mytilida; Mytilidae. The record is from RefSeq and is a predicted model, not a curated record. Gene Ontology annotation, biological process: regulation of apoptotic process. The coding region runs from base 89 to 1075 and encodes 328 amino acids. The transcript is spliced from 5 exons.
CUUAGAUAAUAAGACUAAAUAUAGAUUUUAAAAAUCCGAGAUUUUAGAAUAAGGUCAUGUUAUAUACAGACUACUCUUUUGAAUUAUCAUGGAAAAGGGAAGAAUGAACAUAGAAGACGAAGGAAGACUUCAGUCAAAUAUACUUUACCUGAAAGACAACGUAAAUCCUGACGAUGUAAUAGAUCAUCUAUUACAAAAUUAUGUGAUCACUUUUGAUCAGCAUGGUGAUUUGAAAAGUGAAAAGACAGCCUCGGACAAAAUGGAUAAAUUGAUUAAAGUUUUGAGAUUUGCGGGAACAAACUCGUACAGGAAAUUUGUGGACUGUUUACACAACAGUGGAUAUCCACAUGUAGCAAAUACGCUCUUGUCAGAUACAACAGCAACGAAUGUGAAGCCAGAAACAAUUACAAAUGUAAACGAUACCGGAAAAUAUGCUACUGAAAACGAGGAAAAUUUACACAAAGUCAGAUCAAAGUACAACAACACCAACAACUCGCAAAAACUACAGGCAAACUCUGAUGAUUUGAAUGUUACAGACGGACCUGUCAAACCAGAUCAAAUUGCCAGUUGUACAUCUGCUGAAGCAGCGGCAGCAGAUACUCCUGAAGAAACGGAUUAUGAUGAAAUUCCAUCAGAGGAUGAACAUAGUGAAGAUCUGGAAGCAGAAUACGAUACUCCCCAAUUUACAGACUCAACUGAACUAUGUCUGCGGAUUCCAUUUAAAGACGGCAAGUUGGAAGAAUCGUCCCAUUUUAAUUACUACAAAACAUACACAGAGCUUUUGUCUCUCCCGGGAUGGUGCCCACGAAUAAAUGACACGAAUCACAACAAAGUAGUGAACUCUCUGAAAAAUGAGGAAUUUUUCAUAUGGUAUAGCAAACAGAAAGAAGCUUUUAUUAUUACUCUGAGAACCAACUUGCACCAAGAGGGUUGUAUUUAUGUCAAAGUGAAAACAAGGACGGAUGGAACUGAUAAUUUAUACAGAGUAUCAAAAGAAAACGAAUUUAAAUCACUUUUAGAACUGUUUAAACAUUACAUUCAUAAAGGUUUACCGACAAAGUUCAUUAAAAAAUAAAAUAUUAACGAAACUUG